Messenger RNA from Anthostomella pinea, 585 nucleotides. The record is from the annotation of a GenBank genome assembly. NCBI's taxonomy places the organism in Eukaryota, Fungi, Ascomycota, Sordariomycetes, Xylariales, Xylariaceae.
AUGAACUUCAUUACGCACCUGCCUGACAGCUACGGCUACGACGUGAUCCUGGUAGUCGUCGACCGCCUGAUCAAGAUAAAGCACUUCAUCCACUGUAAGGGAACCUGCGAUUCUGAAGAAGUCGCCCGCCUAUAUGUUAAGUAUGUCUGGAAACUGCACGGCCUGCCCAGAACCAUUGUAUCCGACCGAGGACCCCAGUUCGUAUCCAAUUUCUGGAAGCACCUGACCAAACGCCUGGGAAUCACCGCACUGCUGUCGACCGCCUACCACCCUGAGACCGAUGGGCAGACUGAGAUUGCCAAUUCCUUCCUUGAACAGUACCUGCGGGGCCACGUAUCAUACCUUCAAGACAACUGGGUACGCUGGCUAUUGUUAGCCGAAUUCGCGAUCAACAAUGCACUGAACAAGAGCCUGAAAACCACGCCUUUUUUCGCAAAUUAUGGAUAUCACCCCUGUUUCAGAUUCGAACCUGCCCUACCCGGACGCCGCGUUGCCGCCAAGGAUGCUGAGGGGGUCGCUCUGAAGAUGGCCACUGUACACGAGUACCUGAAGUCUGAGAUCUGCAUCGCCCAAGCCCGCCACUAG